This is a messenger RNA of Schistocerca nitens (vagrant locust), 1216 nucleotides long. RefSeq lists its product as uncharacterized. The record is from RefSeq and is a predicted model, not a curated record. The coding region runs from base 167 to 520 and encodes 117 amino acids. NCBI's taxonomy places the organism in Eukaryota, Metazoa, Arthropoda, Insecta, Orthoptera, Acrididae. The transcript is spliced from 3 exons.
CCACUUUCUCCUCCCGGCACCGGCUACAAAGCGUUGCGCGCCCGCCUGCUGCCCCUAGUGCAGCCACACACUCGACACUCGACCAGCAGUCGCCGCAGCCGCCGCACGCGCCGUCCACUACACCUCUCUCUGCCCGCAACACUCGCACCGCACCUCACACCUCAAGAUGGCCCGCUACACGCUUCGCCUCGCCCUGCUGGCGGCCGCCGCGCUGUGCCUGAGCGCCUCCCUGGCUGGCGCCCAGCAGCAGCAGCAGCGGCCCAGGGUCUCGGACCAGCAGCUGGACCACGCGCUCGCAGACAAGCGCUACCUCACCAGGCAGCUCAAGUGCGCUCUGGGCGAGGCGCCCUGCGACCCCGUCGGCAGGCGUCUCAAGACCCUGGCGCCGCUGGUCCUCCGCGGGGCCUGCCCGACGUGCACGCCAGAGGAGACGCGUCAGAUCCAGCGCACCCUGUCGCACAUCCAGAGGAACUACCCCAAGGAGUGGAGCAAGCUGGUCAAGCAGUACGCUGGCUUCUAGUCACGGACGCCGCCGCCGCUGCCGCCGCCACUCGUUCGUUUACUUAAGCUCCGGCCCGGAGCCGCGGAAAGCCGAAUUAACGAUGCACUGUUCAAGAAUACCCCGUGCGGGUUCUCUGAAGACCGUCGCCACCUACUGUGUUGCAUCUGAACUCUUUCUGUAAACGGAAGGAGGAAUAUCUUCCGUACAGCCACUGGACCCACUAUGUUCAUUACAGUUUUACAUCUUUGGGAGGAUAAACUGAACGCUAAUUUGCCCAGUGGCACGAUAGUGUUAUUCAAAUGUACUACACUCCCAAAACUUGUCGUAAUUCCAUUUACAAUGGCCCAGUUUUUUAACACGCUAUCUUUUACAAUAUUUGAAACAAGGAAAAAAUGUCAACAAAGGAAUUUCUUCAUAUGACAUGUGAUUUAACAAUAUCUUUCAACAACACAGGUGUCGCAUAUGUGCAAUCCAGCAUGACGCCUCUAUGGCGUAAUAACUCCAGAAACCGGUGACUUUUCUUGUUAGAUGUAGCACUUAUUAUCCUAAUCUUAAGUAUAGUACGAUAGUAAUUUAACUGCUAGUUUAGCCAUUGCAUUUUCUUCAGAAAACUAAGAUUAACCUCACUCAGUUUGUGUGGCAGAAACCUCUGUCUCCAUCAAUGUGUUUUUGUAAGAAUUUUUAUUGGACAACAAUAAAGUAAUUAAAAUAUUA